Messenger RNA from Scatophagus argus, 2895 nucleotides. It is a transcript of the gene slc16a7, whose product is annotated as solute carrier family 16 member 7. The transcript is spliced from 5 exons. Gene Ontology annotation, cellular component: membrane. The record is from RefSeq and is a predicted model, not a curated record. Gene Ontology annotation, biological process: monocarboxylic acid transport; transmembrane transport. The coding region runs from base 941 to 2389 and encodes 482 amino acids. Gene Ontology annotation, molecular function: monocarboxylic acid transmembrane transporter activity. NCBI's taxonomy places the organism in Eukaryota, Metazoa, Chordata, Actinopteri, Scatophagidae.
AUAGCUAAUAGUAGUACAAGUGCAAGUACUUGAAAACUGUACUUAAGUAUAGUAACUGAGUAAAUGCCCUUUCCAUUGUUGUUAGUCAGUAAUAUUCAAGUAUGUUGUCAUUUACCAAACAUAAAUGAUUCUCUUUCUUAUAAAGUGUUUCUCAUUAUUCUUUCUAAAUAGCUGGAACUUGAUACAGGGAUGUUCUCUGCUCGUUCUCUAAGCUAAAUGGCUCUCUAGUGUAAUGGCUAAUUAAAUCUGAGUGCCUCAUGAAGAUAAAAGACAGCUCAUUUUGUUAGCAUUCAACACCCACAGGUCCCGUGAGGCUUUGAUGGCCUGUUGAUCUGUGGCUAAGACUCAAGGGAUGUGUUGUUUUCGUUUUAAAAUCAUCAGGUGGUCCUGUUCCGAUUUACAGCUGUGUGAGUGCACACAUCAGGUUGGGGCAGCAGAGGUUUUCAGAUUGAGAGGAGGGCCUCUUCAGGGGGGCUGCAAACAAGCCCAGACUUUGAAAAGGGUAGGGUUUUUGUGUGUACAAAAAGUAAUAAAAAAAUGACCUACCUAGAUCUUCUUUGUGGCAAUAGUGGAUUAACAUGAUUUCUGUUGCAGCAUGAUAAAAUGCUUUGGAAAUGCCCUCUGCAGGACCACACAGAACUUUUAAACAGAUUAAAAGCAAAAGGUUGUGUUUUUACUUUAACACUGGUACUCCUCCCUGUCUGGUGUUGACUUUAUACAGUAUAUGUCCUAAGAUCACGGCCUCUUGCAGCGUUAUUGCUUUUUUUGUGUGUGUGUGUGUGUGUGGUCACUUGCGUUAGUCGUGCAAGCGCGCGUGAUGAGAUCAAAGGCCUUAGAGCAGUGUUUUUCUGAGGGAGGUAGCCACAGCCUGGUACUCCGGCAGGGUCCAUAGCCUGAGCAACACACUUUCAAGGACUGUGCCGAGCUGGUGAAAAGGAACAUGCCCCCUGCAGGAGCAACAAAUCUAGGCUACACCCCACCAGAUGGAGGCUGGGGUUGGGCUGUCGUCUUCGGGGCUUUCAUCUCCAUAGGAUUCUCCUAUGCCUUUCCCAAGUCCCUCACUGUCUACUUUAAGGAGAUUCAGGAAUAUUUUUCAGUUUCCUACAGUCAGAUUGCCUGGGUAUCCUCAGUCAUGCUUGCCUCUAUGUAUGCAGCAGGACCUGUGAGCAGCAUACUCGUCAACCGCUAUGGCAGCAGACCCGUGGUCAUGGUCGGCGGGGUCCUGGUCAGCACUGCCAUGGUGCUUGCUUCUUUUGGCAGUUCUAUAAUACAUCUCUACCUCUGUAUUGGAGUAAUCGGAGGCUUUGGCCUUGCCUUUAACCUACAGCCAGCCUUGACGAUCAUCGGUACCUACUUCCAGGUCAAAAGGCCGCUGGCGAACGGCCUCGCUAUGACAGGAAGUCCAGUUGUUCUAUUCACUCUGGCUCCUCUCAACCAAUUUCUGUUUGAUUCUUUUGGUUGGAGAGGGAGCUUCCUCAUCCUGGGAUCCAUUUGUUUGAACUGCUGUGUCGCUGGUUCUUUGAUGAGACCGGUCAACAAAAAUGCCAAACUCAAACCAAAGACUGAGCCACCAGAGAGUAAUGGGACAGCCGCCGAGGAAGCUGCUGCUGCGGACACAUGUGCACAGUCAGAUAACCUACUGACUAAGGAAAACCAAGAUGAGAACAGGAGUCUGGGCUGUAUGCACAAAUUCGUAGAUUUCUCGCUGUUCAGACACCGGGGCUUCCUCAUUUACCUUGCUGGUAAUGUGGUCAUGUUUUUUGGCUUUUUUGCGCCUGUGGUUUUUCUGGCACCAUAUGCCAAACAUCAAGGCAAUGAUGAAUAUUCAGCAGCUUUCUUACUUUCUAUUUUUGCUCUGGCAGACAUGUUUGUCAGACCAGCAACUGGCCUCAUUGGCAACACCAAGUUGAUAAGGCCACGGAUCCAGUACUUUUUCAGUUUUGCAGUUUCAUACAACGGUGUUUGUCACCUUUUAUGCCCACUGGCAUCUGGAUAUACGGGUCUGGUUGUUUACGCUGUCUUCUUCGGCUUGGCUUUCGGGAUGCUUUCUGCACUGCUCUUCGAAGUUCUGAUGGAUCUCGUCGGGGCUCAUCGCUUCUCCAAUGCAGUUGGUCUUGUCACCAUUAUUGAGUGUGGACCAGUGCUUCUUGGACCUCCAAUUUCAGGUGCCCUUGUUGAUGCUUUUGGAGAUUACAAAUAUAUGUACUAUGCAUGCGGGGUGUUUAUGCUGGUCCCUGGCAUAUUUUUCUUCAUCAUGCAUUACUACAACUACAAGAAACUGGAUGAGGAGCAGAAACAGGCUGUGGCUGUGGAGAUGAAGACUUGUGAUGAGGCAGUGCAACUUAAAAUGAGCCAGGAUGAUAAAACAGCCCACGAAACAGAUGAGUGAACCUGCUGACUUAGAUUUUAUUUUAGUGGUUGUAGAAAGAUGACUCAAUGCUCAGACGUUACUGCAGGGCAUUCACUGUAUAGGGUAUUACUGAUGAAAAUUGUUUUCUACCUUGGAUGAGGUUGCUGGACACUUUGGACCUUGGCUACAUAUCUUCAGGUCAACAUUUGAUAUUGCAGUGCCUUUUUUGUGUGUAUUGUUAUUAUUAUUAUUACAGUAUGUCACAACCAAAGGCCUUUCUUCAUAAAUCAUUCAGAACUACCUCUGUUCGUUCCAUUGCAAUUAUCGUAAUGGCCCUGUAAACUAAUACGGUCCCUCUUUGUUUCUUAGGUGGAUGAAUAAAAAGUAAUUUUCCUGAGGGACUGGUAUAAAAUAAUGAGUCAAAACCCUCAACACAGAGCCACGGACUAUAAAAGAUCAUCACCUUAACACUAGAUGGCACUGCACACUUUGAUGUGAGAACUCCAGUGCAACACUCUCUCAUAUUAAACUGCACUUGAACAACA